Molecule: messenger RNA, 1158 nt
Organism: Vitis riparia (riverbank grape)
Lineage: Eukaryota; Viridiplantae; Streptophyta; Magnoliopsida; Vitales; Vitaceae
Product: hydroxyacylglutathione hydrolase cytoplasmic
Exons: 7
Coding region: 120-896 (258 amino acids)
Molecular function (GO): hydroxyacylglutathione hydrolase activity
Source: RefSeq, a predicted model, not a curated record
GGCGGCCCAACUAGGAUACAGCUUGUUGGGAGGACACGUCUCGACGGCGGUCGUUGUGUGGUGGAUGGAAAUUGAACGAAGGUGAUCAGUCGGACAACUGUAAAGGGUUUGCUGGCGAUAUGAAGAUCGUCCCAGUUCCUUGCUUGGAAGACAAUUACUCUUACCUGAUCAUCGAUGAGAGUUCUAAAGAAGCAGCAGUUGUUGAUCCAGUAGAGCCCCAGAAGGUUCUUCAAGCUGCUCAUGAAUAUGGCGUCCAUCUCAAGCUCGUCCUCACCACUCACCAUCACUGGGAUCACGCCGGCGGGAACGAAAAGAUAAAGCAGCUGGUGCCCGGAAUCGAAGUGUACGGUGGGUCUGUCGACAACGUCAAGGGUUGCACCCAUCCACUCCAAAAUGGUGAUAGGCUGUCGCUUGGCUCUGAUCUCGCCGUUUUGGCUCUUCACACUCCUUGUCAUACAAGGGGUCACAUAAGUUACUAUGUGACAGGCAAAGAGGAAGAUGUCCCAGCUGUUUUCACUGGAGACACAUUGUUUGUUGCUGGUUGUGGGAAAUUUUUUGAAGGCACAGCAGAACAGAUGUAUCAAUCGCUAUGUGUAACAUUGGCCUCAUUGCCAAAGCCAACUAGAGUAUACUGUGGCCAUGAGUACACAGUUAAGAACUUGCAGUUUGCUCUGACUGUUGAACCAGAUAAUGUGAGGGUGGGGCAAAAGCUGUCAUGGGCACAACAUCAACGACAAGCUGGCCUCCCCACCAUUCCCUCAACAAUUGAUGAAGAGAUGGAGACUAACCCAUUCAUGCGGGUUGACCUACCAGAGCUUCAGGGGAGGGUUGGUUGCCAGUCGGCCAUAGAUGCUCUACAAGAGAUAAGGCGGCAGAAGGACAACUGGAGAGGCUGAACUAAGGACCUGCUUGGUGUGUUAUUUUGUUUCUUCUUGAAUAUACAUGAACGGGGUGUGUGAUAAUGUGAAAGUAGCAUUACAUUGCUGCUUUGGCUUGGGUUGUGCAAUUCGUGUUUUCUGUGUGGAGUGAUACAAUAUUUGCAAUCUCCCACUUGUAGUAAUCUGCUUUUGGCCUGCAAAUGCUGCUUGUAUUUCAUAAAUUGCCAAAAAUUCCGAUGGCUACGGUACUUAAAAGAAUGGAGGCAACAAUUUGCCUAAA